Messenger RNA from Closterium sp. Yama58-4, 435 nucleotides. NCBI's taxonomy places the organism in Eukaryota, Viridiplantae, Streptophyta, Zygnematophyceae, Desmidiales, Closteriaceae. The record is from the annotation of a GenBank genome assembly.
AUGCGCGCCGCGCUUUUCGAUGUCGGCGCAAGGCGCGCCGAGCAGAGCUUCGGCACGACCCAGAGGCACCGAAUUAGCACCCUCGUCGCCCUCCCGCGUGCGCUAGCCGUCAGCCGCGUGCCCUCCGCCGCCUCCGGCGCACCGUCGCUGCGCGCGGCGCACGACGCAGUGGUUGCGGCGCGGGCGGCGGGCGCGGGGCAGGCGAGGAGCGUGUUCGUUGAGGUGAAGAAAGGCGACGUGGAUCGCGCAAUCAAGAAGUUCAAGAUAAAGUUACGAAGUGACAACGCUAUCCGCGUGGCUCGGGCGAGGUCGCACUACUGGAAGGGCGCGGAGCUGAAGCGGCUGCGGGCCAAGGAGGCGGAGAUAAGGCGGCAGCAGCGGGACUUCCGACAGAAGCUCGCGUGGAUCAUGGCCAAACGCGCUAGGGGAUUCUGA